UUGACGUUUGUUCGAUUGUUUGAAGUUUGAGUUUUAGGUUAUAUAAAUUAUUUUCUAAAAUGCUGUAAAUAUUGAUCGAUUUCUUGAGUGUUUGACCCAAAAGAAAUAACAAUAAAGCGUAAUCAUGUCGUUUGCACCUUUAAGAAGUGUAGGGUUGAUUCAGACCGUGGUGCGAACCGCUGGUUUCACCACAAUGUUUAGGCGCCCGAUGGUUUAUAAAAGUGCAAUUUCCUUGGAAACUCUGUAUCCCAACAGCUCCCUAAAACUAACAACACCGGCUUUUAAUCCUGACACAAAAGACAAAUUUUCUGGAUAUAUUCCACUGGACAAACUGGACAUCACAUACAGCGCCAGCUCCGGCCCGGGCGGACAGAAUGUGAACAAGGUGCACACCAAGGUGGACCUGCGGUUCAAGCUGGCGGAGGCGGAUUGGCUGCACCCCAACGUCAAGGAACAGAUGCUUCAACUGCACGGCAAGAAGCUGACAAAAGAAGGCUAUCUGGUGCUGCGCUCGGACGCGACUCGCUCGCAGCAGAUGAACCUGGCGGACUGCCUGCGCAAGCUGCGUGAGCUGCUGUGGGCUGCUGCCACGCCCAAGAAGCAGCCCAGCCAGGAGACCCUGGAGAAAGUCAGGCAGAGAGCGUUGAAGGCGGCGCGCAUGCGGCUGGCGGUGAAGCGCGAGGACUCUCUCCGGCGCGCGCAGCGGCAGCCGCCCACGGCCGUCGACUUAUGAUUCUUCCCCUAAAUCCAGCGUGCUAACUAGCCGCUAGCUAGUCGUCUUGCGUGUGAGCUUGUCGGGAUAUAACUAUUCUUUCUGCAUCAGUUAAUGUA
This is a messenger RNA of Plutella xylostella (diamondback moth), 831 nucleotides long. RefSeq names its product large ribosomal subunit protein mL62. Gene Ontology annotation, biological process: mitochondrial translational termination. Gene Ontology annotation, molecular function: translation release factor activity, codon nonspecific; peptidyl-tRNA hydrolase activity. Lineage: Eukaryota; Metazoa; Arthropoda; Insecta; Lepidoptera; Plutellidae. Gene Ontology annotation, cellular component: mitochondrial large ribosomal subunit. The record is from RefSeq and is a predicted model, not a curated record.